Messenger RNA from Saccostrea echinata, 3255 nucleotides. Its product is annotated as F-box/LRR-repeat protein 4-like. The coding region runs from base 134 to 601 and encodes 155 amino acids. NCBI's taxonomy places the organism in Eukaryota, Metazoa, Mollusca, Bivalvia, Ostreida, Ostreidae. The record is from RefSeq and is a predicted model, not a curated record. The transcript has 6 exons.
CGGGUACCUAUUAUAUUGAUCAUUCAUGGUUAGCACGACUUGAUCCCCGGAAUAAGUUGACCACAGGCAAGUUGACCUCAGCCCUAUGUUCAGAGACUACAGGUGAUCUGGAAUCGGUUUGUUGCGAGACAUAAUGACCGUGAUUCGGCAGUGGAUAUCAAGGGUCCUAAACUAUUCCUCACAAUAUGACAGUGCGGGAUGGUCAGCUAACCAGGUAAUAGGUGCUCCUAAAGUGUACCCAAGACAUGGAGAUAUCCGAGGGGCAUGGGCUACUCAGACUAAAACUAACAAAGAAUUCAUAGAGGUAGCUUAUGACCAGAAAGUGUAUCCCCAAGAAAUCAAUAUAUAUGAAACAUUGAAUUCUGGUGGGACAAAGAAAGUGCAAGCUAAAGCAGACAGUGGAGCAUGGGUUACUUUGUAUGAAGCAAAGACAAUAGAAUGCAUUAAAGAAAGUCGCAUAUUCAAACCAGAACUGCUUGAAACAAAUAUUCCUACCAAUACACUGAGAAUAGAGAUUGAUUGCACAGUUGCUGGAACAUGGGUAGAAAUUGAUGCUGUGGAAUUAGUUGGAACAGAGGCAAAUCCAGGGGGUUACUUAUAAAUGGAAAGUUGCCUGAAGAAUUUAUCUAUGAGAUCUCAACAGAACGGGAGUGAAGAUAUAAGAAAUAAGCAUGAAAGAUCUUUACAAAGAAUACCCAUGCCUUUCUGAACCCAGAUUUACCAGGCAAUCUUCUGAGAUCUUUAACAAAUCUGUAUUAUUGUGGAAAGACAUGGUUUCUCCAUAUGUUUCAAAGUCGAGGAUGAUCCUUGGUGAAGAUUCUAACUUUUUAUCUGUAUAAAUUUGCAGGACAUUGUACAUCCUGUAAUGACAUAAUUAAUUAUACUAUAGAGAUUUAAAAUUACCGUAACUUUUGCUAAACAAAACAAUUGAAAAAGAGAGAAAGAUGCAGCAUUUGUCCAGUUUUUAUUGAACUUUUACAUUGAUAUACAAUUGUACUACUUGUCUUUUUUCUGAUGAUUUAUGUGUACAUAUCAAAUGUAUUAUCAGUAACAAUAUAUAAUUUGUAUCUUGUUAUUGUCCCCUACAUCCAUAGAGAAUAGCUGCAGAACUGUAGCUCACCGAAAAAAAAAUUAUUGACAGACAGGAGAGCUACAGUGCCACCCAUUGAAAAAGUGUAUACCAGGUAUUUAUUGCGCACAAAAAGGUGUGCUGUAUCUCGAUUUAUUUCAACGUGUUUUUCAAACUCCCAUCUCAAAGUAUUACUUACCGUGUGUUCCUAACAUAUUCUUUUACUAUUUCCACAAAAAUGAAUUCCUUAUCACCGUUGUAAAUAGCCCUCAUGGGCCUAAAAUUGAGACUAUGGAAAAUUUUGCCUAUUUACUCUGCCAUUUUGGGGGGCAAGAUAAUUCGGUCCAACAUGCUUCUUGGAGACAUCAUACAUAAGAGUAUUUAAUAGAGGUCAAAUGAAUAUUUUGAAAUCAAGCUUUUGUACAGUUGAGGUAAGAGUUUGGAGAAAUUAAUACAAAAUCGAGCGCAACUUCUUGUGCGCAAGAAAUAUACAUUUUUCGUUAGGUGGCACUGUAGCUCUCUGGUCAUCCAUCCCCAUUUUUUUCAGACCAGCGAGCUACAGACCUGCAGCUACAUAGAGAAAUGGGGCUUGUGACAAGUUUCAGCAGUUUUUUUUACUAUGCUAGCUCUUUAUCAAAUGAUUCUGUUAAUUAAAUACUUUUACUAGUAGACCCAAAUGCUUGAGAGUUGCAGAUGUCCCCUAUUGAUUUUCUAGGUGAUUUUUAGGUCAAAAGCACAGAGAUAUUGCAUGGGUUUCCACUACAUUCACAACAAACAGUUUCCAGCAAAUAUCUUGGAAACUUUCUUCAUUGUUGCUCUCAAAUUUUGUCAUGGUAAACAGUUGAUCCCUUUAAAUUAGCAGACUAAAUAAAGGUGAUAGGUCACAUAGUUGUGGCACAUCAGAUGUUUGUUUAACCAAUAUCCAUCUUUGCUAGCCAAGGGUUUAUGAUCCGCUCCACUCCUCUCCAAAGAGAGGAGCGGGUCGUAAACCCUUGACUAAUGAAGAUGACCAAUAUCCAAAGAUUUAUGUUUUUGACAGUUAUCAAACUUUAUAAACAGAUAGCUAUAAUAAUCUUAGAAGACCACCAUUGAUUAUUAGAGUAAAAGGCAGCAGAAUUUCUACUAUAUUGCGCAUCAAUGUUACUACCUCUCAAUAUUUUGAGUAAGGCCAAAUAAAAAAAUAUGUGUGGUUCCGGUUACCCGACCUUCCCUAUUAUAUACCCCCGACCCUAAACUUUUUUUGCCAUUUUCAUAUUUUUUACGGAAUUUCCCCCGAUUUCCAUCAAUGGCUCCAGUUUAAGUUUUAGUUUCAGCAAUGACGGCCUCCUUGCAAAACAUAAUGCAAGUGUUUAAUAGUGUUAAAUCCAAAGCAAGCUAGCAUGUAGGUGUCCCCUACCAAUAUUGACUAGUAUAUUAUCACACCACAUCUAAAUGCCAUUUGCAAAGCAGUGAUAGGUAUUAUUUAGAAAAAAUUAAGAAAAUCAUUUUGUUAAAAAAAAAAAAAAAAAAAAAAAAAAUCCCUACCUACCUACCCUAAUUUUUUUGGAAGUGUAACCGGAACCACACAUAUUUUUUUGUUUGGCCUAACCUUUUGGAUAAUCAUCAACUUCAUGUAGAGGUUAACCAUGACAAGUAGCCCAUGGGCUUCUCUGUAGAUCUGACAGAUCAACAAACAAGUUUAUUUCCAAUUGAAUUUUUUUAGUAUUGUUUAUUAUUACAAUCAAACCUCAUUAUCUCAAAUUCAGUGGGACAGAAAGAAACUAACUUCAAGAUAUUGAGGUUAAAUUAUAAGAAGAAAAUAGUUUUUGGGAUUUUCAAAUCACUUUGACAUAUCCUUGGUAUUAGGGAUAUUGGGAGUUGGAGAAUAUGCCGAAGUUCAACUGUAUAUUUACAACAGAGGUUAACAUUCAAGUAGAAACUAUAUUAAUUUGUUGGUAUCGUUAAUUAUCAGUUUGUAUCUAUAGCCAAAUUUGUUUUUCGUGUAUGCCCUACUUAGAACCAUGAUUUCUCUUUUCUUUUUUAAGAUUUGUAAAUUGAUAUAGUUGGGAUAUUGUGAUAUUUAACAUUUACUUAGCUGUUAGCAUUAUCGGAAAUGGUUGUGUUCAGUUGUUGACUAUGAUUUAAUUGUUAUUUGGGAUAAUGUUGAGAAAAGAAAGUGUGAAGAGCAAUAAAAACUUGUUAUUUUA